This is a messenger RNA of Olea europaea var. sylvestris, 1770 nucleotides long. Its product is annotated as G-type lectin S-receptor-like serine/threonine-protein kinase LECRK3. The coding region runs from base 1 to 1770 and encodes 589 amino acids. The record is from RefSeq and is a predicted model, not a curated record. The transcript has 4 exons. Gene Ontology annotation, biological process: recognition of pollen. NCBI's taxonomy places the organism in Eukaryota, Viridiplantae, Streptophyta, Magnoliopsida, Lamiales, Oleaceae.
AUGGACAAGGCAACACCAGUAAGCUCUCCACUUGCAAGUCAUUUGAAGUUGAGUUCAAAGCAAAGUCCUUCAAGUGAGAAAGAAAAGGAAGAAAUGAAGAAUGUACCUUAUGUAUUAGUCAUGGGUAGCUUGAGGAAUCUCAGGGAGACUUCUAAGAUUUGUUUAUGUUUUGGUACCAGCAAAUGUGAGCUUGUUGGGUUCACAGAUGCAGAUAUGGCUGGGAUGUUGACUCUAGAAAGUCUACUUUUGCAACAAAGAUAUUCCAGUAUUUUCCUUGGCUCUUCUUUAACACCCAGUACAAAUUCGUCAUGGUUGUCACCUUCUGGACUUUAUGCCUUUGGAUUCUACAAGCUAACCAAUGGCUAUGCUGUUGGAAUUUUUAUUGCUAGGAUUCCAGAAAAAACUGUAGUGUGGACAGCCAACAGGGAUGAUCCAGUUUUUUCCAGCAACGCCAUUCUGUUAUUAACCGGUUAUGGAAGGCUCAUUUUGCAGCAGGAAGAUAGAGAUGACGUAAAUAUUGCGGAUCCUGCGAUUCCUGCCCAGUCUGUUGCUUCAGCUUCAAUGCUUGACAAUGGCAAUUUCAUGCUGUACGAUUCCUCCCGGAGGAUUAGAUGGCAGAGUUUUGAUCACCCAACCGACACUCUUUUGCCCGGCCAAUGUCUCCCAGCUGGGGAAGAUCUCGUCUCCAGUGCUUCGAAAACAAACCCUGCUAGAGGGAUUUUCCGUCUUGCGAUGCAAACUGAUGGGAACCUGGUGCAAUACCCUGUGCAAAUGGACGGACCCAAUUAUGCUUAUUAUUCAUCAGGUACCUAUGGAAGAGUCGAUAAUGUAUCAUUGAUUCUUGAUAAUGAUGGCCAUCUUUAUUUGUUCAAUGGAAGCACCAUUAUAAGGAAUAUAACAACAGGAAGAUAUCAAACAAGAACUAUCUACCUCGUGAGAAUUGAAGUUGAUGGUAUAUUACGAUUAUAUUAUCGCCUGUUGGAUCCUCAAGGAUACUGGACUAAAGAAUGGUCACCCUCGGAAGAUAAAUGUACCCCUUUGGGUUUAUGUGGGUUGAAUGGUUUUUGUAUUCAGAUGGAUACAGUUGCGGAGUGUGAAUGUCUCCCGGGAUUCGAUCAUGUUAAUCCAGGCAAUUGGACCUCAGGAUGCGAGAGGAAUUUUGCCAUGGAAGGUUGUAAAGCCAGUAAUCCAAAUAUCAACUAUGAAAUCAAAACAUUGGAUAACACAGUGCGGGAAGAUGCUAAUUAUGCUGUUUUAGAAGGACUGACUAAAGAAGAUUGUGGAAAAGCCUGUUUAGAGGACUGUAACUGUGAUGCAGCUCUCUUAAAAGAUAGAAGCUGCCGAAAGCAAAGGCUUCCAUUGAGAUAUGGAAGAAGAUUUCAGAAUAGCUCAGAUGUUGCUCUUAUCAAGGUCAGUACAACAUCGAAAAAAGGAGUUUUGGGUGAUCCAGGCAAAGAAAUCAAGAAAGAGAUUCGUCUAGACGUCUUAAUUAUUAGCAUUUCGCUUGUUGCUUUAUCGGCCUUGAUCUUGAAACUUGAGGAAACCACUACAUUUGAAUCCCAAAAACUCCAGCCACCACCGAAACUCCAUACUGUUGGACAGUCGUCACUCUCCUCUACACAUAUCACCCGGCCACCAACCCUAACGCCACAAAAUUUGGUUGAUAUCGAUGGCCAAAAUCAGCAACAGGUCAAAACAAAAAUUGACUUCACCACAUUCUCCGACGAAACUCAUGCCCUUUCCAUCAUAACAGUUGACUAUACUCAAUAG